AUGAGGCUCCAGGUCCUUAUCGCGGUGCUCACGCUCGCUGGAGUAUGCGACGCGACGCACCUCUCCAGUGCCCGCUUGUCCCAGGUGUACGACAAGAUGAACUCUUUCGCCAAGUACUCGUGGGAGAACGGAACGAAAGCCCAGGCGAUCCUCGAAUGGACCUACCCGGACUUAUCAGUCUUUUCCACUGCAUCCUCCUCAAAUCCCUUUCCCGCCUCCUUGUCGUCCAACCAGAUCCCCCAAAUCGUGGAUAUUGCCCGAACGACCAUGAACAACCGACCGGCAACGAAUGCGUCGGGCAUCAUGGGUGGGAGCCCAUUACUUGAGGACGGAGCAGCGGCGGAUCCGGCGAGUCUGGGCGGAGCGAUAUUGCUCGCGAAUGUCAGCACGGGCAAUGCGGCGGUGAAGAAUGUGGGGUAUGGGGAUGCUGCGCGGAUGGAGGUUGCGUAUCUUCUGUACGGAGUCCCAAGGUCAAAUACAGGCGCUAUCUCCCACCGGACCGAACAAGCCCAAUACUGGUCCGACUUCACAUUCAUGGUCCCUCCCUUCCUCGCCACCUACGCCGGGUUCAGCAAUAACCAGACAUACCUCCAAAUAGCAUACGACCAGUGCAGGCUGUAUCGCGAUCGCCUAAGGCGGCCGAUGAGCUCCGGCGCGCUCUGGGCGCAUAUCCAGGGCGGGACGGGGAAUCUCGAUCCGGGGCUGUGGGCGACAGGAAACGGGUGGGCGGCGUAUGGCAUGCUGAGGGUCAUGGCGACCAUUCAGAAGAGUCAGUGGGCGGGGCAGAUGGGUAGUCAGCGGGGGGAUCUGGCGAGUUGGGUGGGGGAGAUCAUGGACGGAUGCAAGGGAUACGUCACUCCGAAUGGCCUGUUGCGCAACUACGUGAAUGACACAAGCUCUUUCGAGGAGACCUCAGCCUCCGCUUUGAUUGCAGCUACCGGACUCCGCCUCUCCACUCUCGGCGUAACAGACUCCUACGUUCCCAUGGCGCUCAACCUCCUCUCCUCCGCCUCGCGCUACGUCUCCAACUCAACCGGUGUCCUCGAGCAAGUCGUCGACCCCUUGGACUGGAGCAAGCAGGGACAAGACUCGCCAGAGGGGCAGAGUUUCAUGAUUAUGGCUUAUGCGGCUCAUGGAGAUUGGGACAGAGCGGGCAGGAAGGGCGCGACGGGCGUAGAUGGGGAUGGGCUGGGUGGGUACACUUCGGGCGCGGUGGCGAGGUGGGGCGCCGGGAUGGGCGCGACGGCGGUGGCAGCGCUGGUGGCUGGUCUGGCGGUGCUUGCUUGA
Messenger RNA from Dioszegia hungarica, 1287 nucleotides. RefSeq names its product Six-hairpin glycosidase-like protein. NCBI's taxonomy places the organism in Eukaryota, Fungi, Basidiomycota, Tremellomycetes, Tremellales, Bulleribasidiaceae. The transcript has 5 exons. Gene Ontology annotation, biological process: carbohydrate metabolic process. The record is from RefSeq and is a predicted model, not a curated record. The coding region runs from base 1 to 1287 and encodes 428 amino acids.